Pseudomassariella vexata is the source of this 1182-nucleotide messenger RNA. Its product is annotated as WD40-repeat-containing domain protein. Gene Ontology annotation, biological process: protein localization to phagophore assembly site; protein lipidation; nucleophagy. The coding region runs from base 1 to 1182 and encodes 393 amino acids. Gene Ontology annotation, cellular component: cytosol; extrinsic component of membrane; phagophore assembly site membrane. The transcript has 2 exons. Lineage: Eukaryota; Fungi; Ascomycota; Sordariomycetes; Amphisphaeriales; Pseudomassariaceae. The record is from RefSeq and is a predicted model, not a curated record. Gene Ontology annotation, molecular function: protein binding; phosphatidylinositol-3,5-bisphosphate binding; phosphatidylinositol-3-phosphate binding.
AUGAAUACGCGGCCGCCGAUAGAGGCUCCCAAUGAGCCGGCGGUCCUAUCCGUCGCUUUUAACGAUGAUGCAAGCCGUUUCAGCGUGGGCCUGAAUUCGGGAUUCUGCAUCUUCCACGCACCAACAUGCCAACUGCAAGCCACGAAGGACUUCAACGCCGGCAUCGCCUUGGUCCAGAUGAUGGGUAAGAGCAAUUUUCUGGCCUUGGUCGGCGGAGGACGGGCUCCCAAGUUCCCCCAGAACAAGGUCAUUGUCUGGGAUGAUUCCAAGUCCAAGGUUGCGCUGGAAAUCACCACACUCACGGCCGUCCGGGGCGUCCAGCUGAGCCGCAGUCGAGUUGUCGUCGUGCUGCAAAACUCAGUCCGGGUCUAUGGCUUUACUAAGCGUCCUGACCCCAAAACUAAGUACGAGACGGCGGACAACCUCCUCGGCCUCUGCUGUCUGUCUGCCGACGACAAAUACCUCGUAUUCCCCGGCAGGACGGCCGGCCAGGUGCAAGUGGUGGACUUGCGCACGGAAAACGUCAGCAUCAUCCCAGCACACAACUCCAAGCUCCAGGCGCUGGCCUUGAGUGCAGAUGGCGAGUUGCUUGCGACAGCCAGCGAAAAGGGGACGAUCGUCCGUGUCUUUGCGACAAGCAGUUGCGCCAAGAUUGCUGAGCGACGGCGAGGCAGCGAGUUUGCCGCCAUCUAUAGCCUGCGCUUCAGCCCGAGCGGACGUAUGCUGGCGUGUACAAGUGCGAAGGGCAGCUUACACAUCUUCGAUACACCGAGAAAAGGGGUCCCUUCCAGCCCCGCCCGCAACGCCGUCUCCACCGGCACGCCACCGCAUUCGCCGGCAAUAGGGAUUUUGAACACGGGUGGUAAUGCGACAACAACGGACCCGACGAACAAAUGGGGCUUCCUAUCCAACAUUCCCUGGGGUCCCUUUUCCGACGUCUACUCGUUCGCGUCAACGCGCUUCGAGGCCGGCGACGAGCCCGAGAGUGGCAGUCCAUCCAGCGAAGCUGUGCUUGGGACGAGCCGGCCGGUCAAAGGAAUCAUCGGGUGGAUCGACGAUGACAGCCUGAUCGUGGUCGGGGCGGGGCGUGAUGCGAGAUGGGAGAAGUUUGUGCUUGUCGACGGCGAGGAAGGCCACAAGGUACUGGUCCGCGAGGGCUGGAAACGCUAUCUGGGGAAUUAG